UUCUCGUACCACUGCUAUUUUAGCUCUCUCUCUCUUGUUGUUGCCGAAUUGAGUGAUUGAUACUCCAUAUCCCGCAACAUCCCAGCGAGAGGAAUUAUCCAUUAAUUAGCAGUGAGAGCAAGGAAAGUGAUAGGCUCUCACUCGGGGCACUCCUUUUCCUCUUCCUUCUUGGGAGUUCUUGGGAGCUUUCAUACUGUACAAGUGUUGCAAGUGUACAGGAAGAACAGAACUUACAACGUUCUUUGUUUGUGUGCUCUGUUUCAGGGAGUUUUGUUCACAGUCUCACACAAACAUACAAAGAGAGGUAUGGGCAUCUCCCUGUGGCAGGCCGAAUAUCACACCAAAGCCGGAUACAGAUACAGAUCGGAUCACCCGGGUACGCUUUUAUAUUAUUUCCAGAGCAGGCUAAAGAAGUGAGACAAAAUGUAAGGGGUGGGAGGAAGGAGUAGUCUAUUCUUUCUUCUAGGCACGGAACUAGAAACCAUGGCUGGUGGAUCCAGCCGCUCACCGCUGCUGGUCACCGCUACAAGAUGUGAGAGUCGUGGGCUUUGAGCUUCUGGACAAAGCAGCGAGGAAAAAGAAGAGUUUUUUCUCCUCCUUUCCCAUCUCAGAGGUGUGUAGUCAUAGAUAGGGAUAAAAGGAGGAGCGGACAGGAGGGAUAUGGGCAGAUCCAAGGCCAUUGUUGUUCAUCAACAGCAGCAGCAUCAAGCGAGAAAGAGCGGUGAUGCGGUGCACAGGCCAGCAAACAUACGCAUCAGGCGUGCGAUACUGGCUGGGAAGCGGGGGCCUACGACGCCAGUUCCGAGCUGGAAGCUGUACGAGAAUCCUUCCUACGACGGGAUCAUGGCGGGGAGCGAGGCUGCCGGUCGCCAGAUAACUAUCUCGGCACGAAAGUUAGCCGCCACGCUGUGGGAGCUCCAGGAGCUUCCGCUUUGUCCUGCCAGAGGAGGCCCACCUUCGUCGGCUAAAAUGCGCUCGCGCUCAUCGUCACAGGCCAGGCAGCGGGAGUCCGUUGCAAGUCCAAAGCAUCUGAUGCUGCCUCCACCGUCGCCUACGACCCCCGUUCCUCACAAUGCCACUAACAAUCAGAGAAGAAGCCCAUACUCGGACUCGGUAACCUAUCACAGCCGAAGAGCGUCGGAAGAACUCUACGCGUCGGAAACAUCCCGGCACAGCUUUGAGAUGGAGUCCCAGAAUAAACAGCAGCAACAGCAGCAGCAAGAUAUGGUCGACGAAGUUGCUUCGCGAGUAAAAGAAUGCCUUCCAAACUCGAAUGAUUUCCUCAAAGUUCUAUCGCACAUCCGGGGCAUGGACCAGCAACAAGCCGGAUCGACUCCUUUGGCUACUGUUCUACGGGUGGAGCUAGAACACACACGACAGCGGGUGAGAGAGCUGGAACACGCCAACAAAGCGGCUCGCAGGGACGUCGAGAUCCUCUUGGAGAGAAGCGAGAGCGAGAGGGCUGCAUGGCGAGCCAAAGAACAGGAAAGGUGGCGAGCCAUCGUUAUCGAGGCGAAGAGCGAGGCCGAGGAAGAGAAGCGGCAUAAACGCAAGGCCGAGCACCUGAACCGGAAGCUGGCACGGCAGCUGGAAGAGACAAGCUCGGCUCUCUCGAAAGCCAUGAACGAUCUGGAGCGAGAGAGAAAGGCGAGGCAGCUGAUGGAGGAAGUGUGCGACGAGCUGGCUCGUGAGAUCGGGCAGGACAAGGCGGAGGUGGAGGAGCUCAAGCGAGAGUCGGAGAAAGUCCGCGAGGAGGUGGAGGAGGAGCGAAGGAUGCUGCAAAUGGCGGAGGUGUGGCGGGAGGAGCGAGUCCAAAUGAAACUCGCGGAAGCGCGCCACGAACUGGAAGAGAAGAACGCGAGCCUGGACAGGCUUCGAGGCGAGCUGGAGGAGUUUCUGCGGAACAAGUCCGCGGCAAGAGCCGGCGAGAGCCAGGAGCUGGACAAGGCGACGACGCUGCGAGCCGCGGUGGAUUCCCUGCGGAAGCCAAACGAGACUGGGAGCUCGGCCGAGGAGGACUUACACUCGAUCGAUCUGAACAAGGAAUCGCUCUACGAUCGAACGCAAGGGAACCGCUGGACUUACGCCAGGAACAAGCAGGGCCAGGCGGACAAUCCAGCCGAGAAGAGGCAAGAGCUGCGGAGAAAAGCCGUCAGGGGACGGAGGAGGCUUCGGAGGCAGCGAACUUACGACGAGAACAGCCUGGUGGAGCAGCAGUCGACGGAGCAAGAGAAUGGUCCGGACGAGAGCUGCUUCGAUGGACGAGGUGAGGGCUAUGGUUUCGGCCCGAGCAGAAGGAUCGACACGAUUCCAGAGCAGCAGGAGCUCUACAUGGAGAGCGUCCGAGCUUCUUCCAGGCAGCACAGAGGAGGAGGAGCUUGGCAUGGCAACAACGAGGAGGACGAAGAGGAAGACGAGGACGGGGAUCAACAAACGCUAUGCAAAGCUGAGGAUGAUUUCGCUCUCGAGUACGCACAGCACAGGAGGAGCCAAGACGGGAGCACGCCGACGCUGUCGCCUCUGCUGCACUCGUCGUUUCCAUUGAUGAGCUCCUCGAUGGUGGCGACGCCCCAGAGAAAUAGCUGGAGCUCUUCCGGGGACGUGAAUUGGCCGCGGUCGAGCAGCCGAGACAACAGCCUGAGAGCCAAGCUGUUGGAGGCCAAGAUCAUGGACGAGCCUGUGCACCACCACCAUCGCGUUUGAACUAGAAUUACCAUUUCAUGGUCAAGGUUGACGCUUUUGACAAUUGACUGUGCACUUGGUCAAACUUUGUAGCAAUUAAUUUAUCAUACAUUUUACGGCCAA
Messenger RNA from Selaginella moellendorffii, 2805 nucleotides. RefSeq lists its product as uncharacterized. The coding region runs from base 661 to 2703 and encodes 680 amino acids. Lineage: Eukaryota; Viridiplantae; Streptophyta; Lycopodiopsida; Selaginellales; Selaginellaceae. The record is from RefSeq and is a predicted model, not a curated record. The transcript is spliced from 3 exons.